AUGGAGCACAUCCCCGCGGCUCCUGCGAGCGAAGCGCCGCCCCCUCCAGCCCCAGCCCCGGGCCGGCCCCGCGGCCUGCGCACGGCCGCGCCCCGCCGCGCCUUCGCCAAGGAGCUGUUCCUCGGCACGCUGCGCAAGGAAGAAGUUUUUCCUUACCCAGAAAUUAGCAAUGAAGAACUGGCAGAAAUCAACCAGUUUGUGGGACCUGUUGAAAAGUUCUUCAAUGAAGAAGUGGACUCGAAGAAAAUCGAUCAAGAUGCAAAAAUCCCACCCGAAACCUUACAAGGACUGAAGGACCUGGGUCUCUUUGGCAUGCAGAUUCCAGAGGAAUAUGGUGGGCUGGGCCUGUCAAACACCAUGUAUGCACGUCUGGGAGAAAUCAGCUCCCUGGAUGGCUCCAUUGCAGUGACCCUGGCAGCUCACCAGGCCAUUGGGCUGAAGGGGAUCCUCAUUGCUGGCACCGAGGAGCAGAAGGCCAAGUACCUGCCCCGCCUGGCCUCGGGGGAGCACAUUGCUGCCUUCUGCCUCACCGAGCCCGGCAGUGGGAGUGAUGCUGCAUCCAUCCAGACAAGGGCAACCCUGAGUGAAGAUGGGAAACACUUCCUGUUAAAUGGCUCCAAGGUCUGGAUCUCCAAUGGUGGCCUGGCCAGUAUUUUCACAGUGUUUGCCAGGACAGAGAUUGUGGACAAGGACGGGCAGGUGAAGGAUAAAAUCACUGCUUUCAUCGUGGAGCGGGACUUCGGGGGCGUCACCCAUGGGAAACCCGAGGAUAAACUGGGCAUUCGAGGCUCCAACAGUAAGAGCCACCUAAAACUGUUAGCAGAACUUGUUUUCAUACUCUCCCAGACAAUAGUGGAUGAGCAGCUGGUGCUGAAGAGAGUGGCAGAUGUGGUGAUUAAUUUGUAUGCAAUGACUGCAGCCAUCUCCCGGGCCAGCCGCUCCAUCAGCAUCGGGCUCAGGAACCAUGACCACGAGGUGCUUCUUACAAAUAUCUUCUGCACAGAAGCCUAUUUCAAGAAUAAUUAUGCCAUGGCUCAAUUAGAAAAAUAUGCUGAUGAAAACCUGGAUGAUUCCAUUAAAAAAGCUGCAAAGCAGAUCCUGGAGAAGAGGGCAUACAUCUGCUCUCACCCUCUGGACAGGACCUUCUGAUUCCUCCCUGAGAGCAGGCACUCAUGAAUGUCAGUCAGGGAGGAAUUUGCUGCAGUUCCAGUAUUUGGCAUCUUAAAAGCAUCUGUUAUUUAAUGUCUUUACUAAAUGUAACUGUGUAAAAUAAAACUUCUUUCUAACCAAAAUUUCAUAGGAAAAGGAUAAAUACAGAGAUUUCAUUUAAA
Messenger RNA from Passer domesticus (house sparrow), 1331 nucleotides. Its product is annotated as complex I assembly factor ACAD9, mitochondrial-like. The transcript has 11 exons. The record is from RefSeq and is a predicted model, not a curated record. Lineage: Eukaryota; Metazoa; Chordata; Aves; Passeriformes; Passeridae. Bases 1 to 1149 code for a protein of 382 amino acids. Gene Ontology annotation, molecular function: acyl-CoA dehydrogenase activity; flavin adenine dinucleotide binding.